Molecule: messenger RNA, 348 nt
Organism: Myodes glareolus (Bank vole)
Lineage: Eukaryota; Metazoa; Chordata; Mammalia; Rodentia; Cricetidae
Source: RefSeq, a predicted model, not a curated record
AUGCCACUCACUUGGAGUCCCCGGCUGUCACUGCUGGAGCGCAGAUGGAGAUCAUCUGCCCCAACCGUAGGCUUACCUGGCUCAGGCUCACAGACCUGCCUGGGACACAAUGUGGGGAUAAUCGAAGAUGGAAAGAAAUUUGAUUCCUUUUGGAACAGAAACAGGCCCUUUUCGUUUCUGUUAGGUAAACAGGAGGCCACCUGAGGCAGAAAGGAAGGGUGGCCUCAGAUGACCACGAUGUCCUCUCCAGAAUAUGCCUAUGGAGCCACUGGGCACUCAGGCAUCACCCUACCACACGUCACUCCUGUCUUCGUUGUAGAGCUUCUGAACCCAGAAGGACCGAAGUGA